AUGGACCUCCGAAAUGACAAGCCUCCCACGGGAGUAUUACCAUAUCGCGAGGAGCGACCUACGGGCACAUUCUUCUCCUUCUUUAGGAAAUGGGCAGCCGAUAGACCGACUGCACCUCCGCAGACCACAUCUCCAGAAAGAAGGGCAUCUCCUGAAAUCGGCUCGCUCGUCGAAAACCUUAGCCUUGGUGACCGUCCUAGAUCUCAACAGCCAUAUAUCUCUCAUGCACGCACGACCGAACGAUCACUUCAAGGUUCUAAACAAUCUGAAUACUCCGCCCAAGCUCCGACUGCCAUUUCACUUACAACCUCUCCCCAGGUUAUUCACGACACGCACCUCGACCCGGAGCCCGAUGGUAGACAGUCGCGAGGUCUAGGCUCUUGGGUCCCAGAAGUACCUUCGGACCCACUCUUUGACAAUGUUCCUUCCAGCCCAGUCGAUGACUAUGAUAUUGAUCUACUAGAGGGUGGUACAUCUUUGCUUCUUCAACCAGAGACUAAGCCUAUCACUCAUGAUCAGCUCAUCAACGAAGUCAAGGGAAUGUAUGCUGGACUGGUUCUGGUUGAACGCGAGUGUGUGAAGAUCACUCCAGCACGCGCCACCCCUGCCGACGGACUCAGCCCUGGCCGACGGCAAAGAUCAAUCAAUCUGCGCAGGAUUGUGAACGAGCUGCUUCGUGCUUCGCCCGUGGAUGCCACAGCUUCGCCUUUGCAACGCAUCUUUAAUACGUAUGCCAGAGCCCUGGACAUCAUUGUGAAUGGAAAAGCAUCUGUCACGAACACGAACCUGCGGCAAGCACGGCCCGAGAGGUUGAUGCUGCCCAUCAUUGCCAACCGCAGGAUACGCGUAGACGCAGUCCCCGACACUAUGGCUUCGCGGUGCGUCCUCAAAGAAGAUUGGGCCAUGGCGAACGGCAUACCAAUCGACCGCGAUACCUCGGAGUCACACACCUUCGUGACUGCAACCGGACGCAAAAUUUCCGCCAUCGGUCGUGCAUUCAUGGAUAUUGCGUUUGCAGCCAGUCCCAGGGAGACUUAUCGCUGUGAGUUCGCGGUGGUGAGACAGUGUGCUACAGAUAUGGUGAUUGGAGAACCCUUCUUGAAGCUCACGGAGACACUGACAAAGUUCCGUGCGAGGCUCAAGAAGGUCGUGGCGCCGCUCAAGCAAGCUGUCAGGCUUAUGCGCAUGGAUCCGGAUCACCGGAAGCUCGAUUGUCUGAUCGACUCGGAACGAAGCUUGAUCACCACCGAUACAGGCUCUGAUGUCGACCUCAUAUCUUCAGAAUACGCUGAAAGGCGCGGUUGGAAGGUCACACCUUUGCCUGCAGAGGAAGGCUAUGUCGUCCUCGCAGACGAAUCAAUAGAGAAGCUGGACGGGUAUGUUGAUAUACCGAUCAUCGUAGGCGGCGCCCACAUUCAGGUCCGUUUCUUCGUUCUGGACGGCCUGACUUGUGACGCGCUACUUGGCUGUGGCACACUCGAUGCUCUUGAUGUAUUCCGGAAGCACAACGCUUCGUUAGUGGUUGUCGAGGGCCUCUCAGACCUGGCCCAGUUCCAGCUGAUUGAGUGGCGACAAAAGCUCGAUGAUACACGAGCGUGGAUCGAUGAACAGACGGAGACAGUUGAUGAAGAUUUGCAGCCACUUCGAGAUGGUAAGGACGUCCGUUGCCUCAGAAACCUCAGCUCACACGUUGGCUAG
This is a messenger RNA of Cyphellophora europaea CBS 101466, 1698 nucleotides long. RefSeq lists its product as uncharacterized. The record is from RefSeq and is a predicted model, not a curated record. NCBI's taxonomy places the organism in Eukaryota, Fungi, Ascomycota, Eurotiomycetes, Chaetothyriales, Cyphellophoraceae. The transcript has a single exon. Bases 1 to 1698 code for a protein of 565 amino acids.